GCUUUGUUUCCAUUUUGUCUGUUUUUCUCUCCCUCACAGGUUCAAGACAGGACAGAUUAAUGGGGACUUACUCAUAUACCACGUCCUUCUCACCCUCAAACCAUACUACGCCAAACCAUAUGAGCUAGUAGUGGACUUGACGCAUGCUGGUCCGAGCAACCGCUUCAAGACCGACUUCCUCUCCAAAUGGUUUGUUGUUUUUCCAGGAUUUGCUUACGAGAAUGUGGCCACCAUCUACAUCUAUAACUGUAACACAUGGGUACGAGAAUACACCAAGUACCAUGAGAGACUGCUGACAGGCCUCAAAGGCAGCAAGAAGUUACUGUUCAUUGACUCGCCCUCACGGCUGGCUGAGUAUGUGGAACCAGAGCAACAGAAGCUUCCGGCAGCUACUCUUGCACUGGAAGAAGACCUGAAGGUCUUUCACAAUGCCCUAAAACUGGCCCAUAAAGACACCAAAGUGUCCAUUAAGGUGGGCAGUACGGCAGUGCAGGUGACCUCAGCCGAACGAACACGAGUCUUGGGUCAGUCUGUCUUCCUCAACGACAUCUACUAUGCUUCAGAGAUUGAGGAGAUCUGCCUAGUGGAUGAAAAUCAGUUCACGCUGACCAUUGCUAACCAGGGCACGCCGUUGACCUUCAUGCACCAGGAGUGUGAGAGCAUAGUUCACUCCAUUAUCCACAUUCGUACGCGUUGGGAGCUCUCUCAGCCCGACUCCAUCCCCCAGCACACCAAGAUCAGGCCCAAAGACGUUCCGGGGACCCUUCUCAACAUCGCCCUCCUCAACCUGGGAAGCUCUGACCCCAGUUUAAGGUCUGCAGCUUACAACCUCCUGUGUGCCUUAACUUGCACCUUUAACCUAAAGAUUGAAGGCCAACUGCUGGAAACCUCUGGCCUCUGCAUCCCUGCCAAUAAUACCCUCUUCAUCGUGUCCAUUAGCAAGACUCUAGCAGCUAAUGAGCCUCACCUGACCCUGGAGUUCCUGGAGGAGUGUAUCUCUGGCUUCAGCAAGUCCAGCAUAGAACUAAAGCACCUGUGUUUGGAGUACAUGACUCCCUGGCUGCUGAACCUGGUACGCUUCUGCAAGCACAGCGACGAUGCCAAGCGCCAACGAGUCACUGCCAUUCUGGACAAACUCAUUACCAUGACAAUCAACGAAAAGCAGAUGUAUCCAUCCAUUCAGGCCAAGAUCUGGGGAAGCCUGGGACAGAUAACAGAUCUACUUGAUGUAGUUCUGGAUAGUUUUAUUAAAACCAGUGCAACUGGAGGUCUCGGAUCCAUCAAAGCUGAAGUGAUGGCAGACACAGCAGUGGCUUUGGCCUCUGGUAACGUCAAACUGGUGUCUAGCAAGGUGAUCAUUCGGAUGUGUAAAAUCAUCGACAAGACGUGUCUAUCACCCACACCAACAUUGGAGCAGCACCUGAUGUGGGAUGAUAUCGCUAUCCUGGCCAGGUACAUGCUUAUGCUGUCCUUCAACAACUCUCUGGAUGUUGCCGCCCACCUGCCCUACCUCUUCCAUGUCGUGACCCUGCUGGUGGCCACGGGGCCUCUUUCGCUGCGGGCAUCCACGCAUGGCCUGGUUAUCAACAUCAUCCACUCCCUCUGCACAUGCUCCCAGCUGAGUUUCAGCGAGGAGACCAAGCAGGUGUUGCGUCUAAGUCUGACAGAGUUCUCCCUGCCAAAGUUCUACCUGCUGUUCGGCAUCAGCAAGGUCAAAUCAGCUGCGGUCAUCGCCUUUCGUUCCAGCUACAGGGAUCGUUCGUUUCCUCCGGGCUCCUACGAGAGAGAGACCUUUGCUCUGUCAUCCCUGGAGACGGUCACAGAGGCAUUGCUGGAGAUCAUGGAG
Messenger RNA from Sinocyclocheilus grahami, 1846 nucleotides. RefSeq names its product neurofibromin-like. Lineage: Eukaryota; Metazoa; Chordata; Actinopteri; Cypriniformes; Cyprinidae. The record is from RefSeq and is a predicted model, not a curated record. The annotation marks the transcript as partial. The transcript is spliced from 7 exons.